AUGGUUCUACAAACUGGCCUAGAGGGAACCCAUGUCAUCGUUACAGGGGGUAGCCGAGGAAUAGGCAAAAGUAUUGUCGAGGCAUUCUUGUCUGAGGGUGCAAACGUUUCAUAUUGCGCUCGAAAUGUGACAGGUGAUGAGUUCGCCACUUUCUCGUCCGCACACAAUGCCCGUGCUGUGGGUACGUCAGUCAAUGUGGGAGACAAGGCAGCCCUCCAAGCCUGGGUGAACAAGUCGGGCGAAUCCUUUGGACGCAUCGAUACAAUUAUUGCAAACGGUAGAGCUCACUCGAUAUCGACCCUUUCAUCACCUAAAGAUACGCUAACUCUACAUGAACCAGCAUCAUUGCAGCUCUUUGAUAGCUCAUCAGAGAGCUGGCUCACAUCUUACAAUGUCGACGUUAUGGGAUUCGUCACCUUGGCCCAAGCUGCUGAGCCUUUUCUGCUGAAAUCUCCCAACGCCUCCAUCGUCGUUAUAUCCAGCUUCUUGGGUCGCGAAUUCUUCCGUAGUCCACCGGCACCAUAUGGCCCCUUCAAGGCUGCGCAGUUGCAACACGUGCAGGAACUGUCUCACUAUCUUGGGCCCAAGGGUAUCCGCACCAAUGCUAUCUCGCCCGGUCCCAUUAUAUUUCCGGGAGGGAACUGGGAGACCUACCAGAAAGAAAGUCCAGAGUGGGUAGAAGAAACACGGCUCAAGGUCCCUUUACGACGGUUAGGGUCCCCAGAGGAAAUAGCAAACGCGGCAGUCUGGUUGGCAAGCUGUCUUAGUAGCUAUGUUUCUGGUACCAACAUGCUGGUAGAUGGAGGGAUUCAUGUCGGCACACAUUUCUAA
Messenger RNA from Clonostachys byssicola, 831 nucleotides. The record is from the annotation of a GenBank genome assembly. NCBI's taxonomy places the organism in Eukaryota, Fungi, Ascomycota, Sordariomycetes, Hypocreales, Bionectriaceae.